Amaranthus tricolor (Joseph's coat) is the source of this 1426-nucleotide messenger RNA. Its product is annotated as protein JINGUBANG-like. The record is from RefSeq and is a predicted model, not a curated record. The transcript has a single exon. Lineage: Eukaryota; Viridiplantae; Streptophyta; Magnoliopsida; Caryophyllales; Amaranthaceae. Bases 164 to 1405 code for a protein of 413 amino acids. Gene Ontology annotation, molecular function: protein binding.
CACCUCUUUUCAUUUCAAUCAUUCAAUUUUCGGUUGAAACAUCUAGGGGUAGGGGAAAAUCAAACCACCCAUUAAUUAUUAAAAAACAAGAAUAAUUUUGCAAACUUAAUUAGAUAGAUUUCAAUAUACAAACAUUGCGUAUAUUGACCCAAAUUUACAAAGGAUGGCUGACGAUUGCGAUUAUCCAGAUGGACAGACUAGUUUCUCAUCACCAAUGAUGAUGUCUCCAUGGAACCAGGUUUCACCAUUGAAAUCUCCUUGGUCUCACCAAUCUGAACAAUAUCAGGACUCUGGUCCGAUUAACCCCCUUAUCAUUGGCUCACUUGUUCGAGAAGAGGGCCACAUUUAUUCUUUGGCUACUAAUGGGGAUUUAUUAUACACAGGUUCUGAUAGCAAGAAUAUUCGGGUUUGGAAGAACUUGAAAGAGUUUUCCGGGUUCAAGUCUGCAUCUGGAUUGGUUAAAGCUAUUGUGAUUGAAGGUGGGAAGAUAUUUACCGGUCAUCAGGAUGGUAAGAUUAGGAUUUGGAAGGUGUCACCUAAAAAUCCUAGUAUUUAUAAACGAUCAGGUUCUUUACCCACAUUAAAGGAUUUGUUUAAGGCCUCGAUUAAACUUAGUAACUAUAUCGAGAUUAAGAAGAAUCGAACUUCAAUAUGGAUGAAACAUUCGGAUGCCAUUUCAUAUUUGAGUAUGUGUGGUGAACAAGGGAUAUUGUACUCAUCAUCAUGGGACAGGACAUUUAAGGUGUGGCGCAUUUCUGAUUCGAAAUGCCUGGAGUCUGUAUCUGCCCAUGAAGAUGCUGUCAACUCUGUUGUGUCGAGUAAUGAUGGCAUGAUCUUUACCGGGUCUGCUGAUGGCACAGUUAAGGUUUGGAGGAGAGAAAUGCAGCGAAAAGGAACAAAACAUUUCUUUGUACAAACUUUGCUGAAGCAAGAAUGUGCUGUUACUGCUCUUGCAGUUGAUCCUACAGGGUUGAUAGUUUACUGUGGGUCAAGUGAUGGAAUCGUUAAUUUCUGGGACAGCCAGAAGAAUCUUGCACACGGGGGUGUGCUGAAAGGCCAUAAAUUGGCUGUUCUCUGUUUAUCUGCUCGUUCACGGCUUGUGUUUAGCGGGUCUGCUGAUAAAACUAUCUGUAUAUGGCGUCGUGAAGGCAUGGUUCAUACUUGUGUAUCAACUUUGACAGGUCAUAAUGGUCCGGUUAAGUGCCUGUGUGUUGAAGAUGAUAAGGAGGCCAAAGGUCAAAGGUUUGUUGUUUAUAGUGGAAGUCUUGAUAAGUCGGUGAAGGUAUGGAAUGUUGCUGAUGAAGAAGGAAUAAUGGCGGUGGGAAUAGGCAUGAUUCAGCAACAGCAGGUGAUGGACGUUGAAUCUGCAUCUGAAUCUUUGCGCUCUGAUCGUAGCUCUCGGUAAAUUCUAUUUAGGUCAUAAUGG